AUGACUGCUGGCGUCAGCUCUCUCGUACGGAUACUAAGUAGACACAAGGACGAUCGGACGGCGAUGAACGAUUCCACCGGACCUAGACCGACGGUGACGCCCACGACUCGCGAUCUCCUCGGAAGCGGCGGUUCUGGAGGAGGAGGAGGCGAUCAGUCGCAGGAGCUUGACCUUGACUUACAAGUCCCUAACGGAUGGGAAAAACGUCUAGACCUAAAGUCAGGGAAAGUUUAUCUUCAACAAUGCAAUUCCACGAGCUCUUCUUCAUAUUCUCAUCAUCAAUCAAACCAAACAGUUCCAAGAUUUGACGACUUAAAUCUACCGCCGAUUUCCGUUAAAUCUCCGGUGAAGAAACCAUUGUUAAGCCUUUUCGACGACACAAGCCUUGAACUAAAGCUAAACCCUUCUUCGAAUUCGUCUCUCUCUGUUUCAUCGAGUUUCCAGAGUAGUGUUUGCACUCUCGACAAGGUGAAAUCGGCUUUGGAGAGAGCUUUGAAAGAUUCUUCCUCCGGGUUGAUCAAGAAACGCCUAUCACCAGAAAACGGCGUUUGCGAUCGAAACGCGGCCGCUGCGUUUCCGGUUGCGGCUGGAUGUCCGGGAUGCUUAUCGUACGUGUUUGUGAUCAAGAACAAUCCGAAGUGCCCGAGAUGUCAUUCGUUUGUUCCUUUGCCUGCCUUGAAGAAACCUAAGAUUGAUCUCAACAUUUCAAUUUGA
This is a messenger RNA of Arabis nemorensis, 714 nucleotides long. The record is from the annotation of a GenBank genome assembly. NCBI's taxonomy places the organism in Eukaryota, Viridiplantae, Streptophyta, Magnoliopsida, Brassicales, Brassicaceae.